GGGCGGUGCCAGGCCGCCGGUCCCCAGUAAAGCGACGCCCGGCGGCUGCCCCGGCGCUGACUGAGGAGCCGGGAGGCUGGAGGAUGGACACGCCGGGAGUCGUUCGUAUCUUCUCCCUGAUGCUGGUGCCGCUGCUGCUGGUGCCGCUGCUGCUGGGCUCUGCGCACGGCUUGCACAACGCCUCCCAGAGGACGUUUGAGAUCGACUACAGCCACAACCGCUUCCUUAAGGAUGGCCAGCCGUUCCGCUACAUCUCAGGAAGCAUCCACUACUUCCGCGUGCCCCGCAUGUACUGGAAGGACCGGCUGGUAAAGAUGAAGAUGGCUGGGCUGAACGCCAUCCAGAUGUAUGUGGCCUGGAACUUCCACGAGCCCAAGCCAGGACAGUACCUGUUCACCGGGGACCACGAUGUGGAACAUUUUAUCCAGCUGGCGCACAAGCUGGGGCUGCUGGUUAUCCUGCGGCCUGGACCCUACAUCUGUGCGGAGUGGGACAUGGGAGGAUUACCUGCUUGGCUAUUAGAGAAAAAAUCUAUUGUUCUCCGUUCUUCUGAUCCAGAUUACCUUGCGUCCGUGAAGAAGUGGUUGAAAGUCCUUCUGCCCAAGAUGAAACCCCUCCUCUACCAGAAUGGAGGGCCAAUUAUCAGCGUGCAGGUUGAAAAUGAAUACGGCAGCUAUUCUGCCUGUGAUUACACUUACCUGCGUUUCCUGCAGAGUCACUUUCGCUCCUACCUGGGUGAGAAAGUGCUUCUGUUCACCACUGACGGGGCGCACGAGCAGUUCCUAAAGUGUGGGACGCUGCAGGGACUCUACGCCACGGUGGACUUCGGAGCAGGUACCAACAUCACAAAUGCUUUCCUAAUCCAGAGGAAGACUGAGCCCAAGGGACCCUUGAUCAAUUCUGAAUUCUAUACUGGCUGGUUAGACCACUGGGGCCAGCCUCAUUCAGUAGUCAGUACCAAAGCGGUGGCUUCUUCCCUCCAAGAUAUGCUUGCCCGAGGGGCGAAUGUGAACUUGUACAUGUUUAUGGGGGGCACCAAUUUUGGCUAUUGGAACGGGGCCAACACACCCUACCAAGCGCAGCCCACCAGCUACGACUAUGACGCCCCCCUGAGCGAGGCCGGGGACCUCACGGAGAAGUAUUUUGCCCUGCGAGAUGUUAUUAAGAAGUUUGAAAAAGUACCCGAAGGUCCUAUCCCUCCAUCCACACCAAAGUUUGCAUAUGGAAAAGUUACUUUGAAAAAGUUAAAGACAGUGCAGGAAGCUCUGAACAUCCUGUGUCCCUCUGGACCCAGAAAAAGCAUUUAUCCUUUAACAUUCGUCGAGGUGAAACAGUAUUUUGGGUUUGUGCUGUACCGAACCACGCUUCCUCAAAACUGCAGCAGCCCGACCCCACUCUCUUCACCCUCCAAUGGUGUCCACGAUCGGGCCUACGUCUCGGUGAACGGGGUCCUCCAGGGAGUCCUCGAGCGAAAUGCUGUGAGCACCUUGAACAUAACGGGGAGAGCUGGAGACACCCUGGACCUCCUUGUGGAGAACAUGGGGCGUGUGAACUUCGGCAAUGCUAUCAACGAUUUUAAGGGUCUUAUUUCGAACCUGACCCUUAAUUCCAGUAUACUCAUCAACUGGGAGAUCUUCCCGCUGGACACAGAGAAUGCAGUUCUUAGCAGCCUGGAGGCCUGGAAUGACCGUGACGGUGGCUGCCGCGACAAAGCCUGUGCCCACGGCCCGUCUAACCUCACAGCCCCCGCCUUCUACGUGGCUAACUUCUCUAUUCCCAGGGGGAUCCCUGACUUGCCUCGGGACACCUUUAUCCAAUUUCCUGGGUGGACCAAGGGUCAGGUGUGGAUCAACGGCUUUAACCUUGGCCGCUAUUGGCCAGCGCGGGGCCCCCAGGUGACCUUGUUCGUGCCGCAGCACGUCCUGCUGACCUCGGGCCCAAACACUGUCAUCGUGCUGGAACUGGAGAAAGCGCCCUGCAGGGACAGUGGCCCGGGACAGUGCAUGGUGGAGUUUGUGGACAAGCCAGUUAUUAGCGGAGCCCAGACCACCAGCCGUCUCAAUGCAGACCGAAACCAAGCGCCAUAGCCAGAGAGUAGCCCUGUGAAAUUCUAGCCUUGCACAUACCUCACGUUCCCCCUUGGAAUGCCAACCUUCACUGGAAAAUAGAUCCGUGUGGGUGUUAUCACCUGAAGCUGCCCUGCAGCCUCCUGGUGCCUGAUGUACCCCCCUUGUCUGGCUGUGUGGACGUGGGGGUGGGGGGGCGGGUGGCAGUUAGGCACCUGCAGAUUUGGAAUGGGAGCUUUCAAGGUCUUUCUGAUUUUCACUUUGUAAGAAUCAUGCUGUCUUUUUAUUAAAUAAAAUUUGUGUUCAAAUGA
Messenger RNA from Camelus dromedarius (Arabian camel), 2377 nucleotides. RefSeq names its product galactosidase beta 1 (gene GLB1). The record is from RefSeq and is a predicted model, not a curated record. NCBI's taxonomy places the organism in Eukaryota, Metazoa, Chordata, Mammalia, Artiodactyla, Camelidae. Gene Ontology annotation, cellular component: vacuole. The coding region runs from base 84 to 2087 and encodes 667 amino acids. Gene Ontology annotation, molecular function: beta-galactosidase activity. The transcript is spliced from 16 exons. Gene Ontology annotation, biological process: carbohydrate metabolic process.